Molecule: messenger RNA, 6502 nt
Organism: Salmo salar (Atlantic salmon)
Lineage: Eukaryota; Metazoa; Chordata; Actinopteri; Salmoniformes; Salmonidae
Product: tyrosine-protein phosphatase non-receptor type 23
Biological process (GO): protein transport to vacuole involved in ubiquitin-dependent protein catabolic process via the multivesicular body sorting pathway; early endosome to late endosome transport; protein dephosphorylation
Cellular component (GO): endosome
Molecular function (GO): protein tyrosine phosphatase activity; protein binding
Source: RefSeq, a predicted model, not a curated record
UGUCAUGUAGUUAUUGUCUAACUAAAGACACUGAAUAUAGCUAGAUGUUUCAAAUUCAAACCAUCUAGUGAAACAACUAGUCUGAUCUAAUAUAGUGAACUACAUCUCCCAUAAACAUUUGCGCACUGGAAUGUUCCUUCUGGCGUCACGUCCCUUAGUGUCCAUCGUUUCCUGUUGAAGUGUAAAUGGAGACAUGACACAGUUGUUUUGGGAUUAUAAAAAACAAUAUAUAGUUAGAAAUCCACUGAAUUAAAAACUGCUGAAGUGAUAUUUAAAUUGAAGUCACUUGAACUCAGGCUCGGUGCAGUCGCUGGCCGCGAUGGAGGCGGUCCCCCGUAUGCCAAUGAUCUGGCUGGAUUUGAAAGAGGCAGGGGAGUUCGAGUUCAGCCCGUCGGUGAGGCAGUUCAUCCUGAAGAACUAUGGGGAGAAUCCAGACAGCUAUAAUGAACAGCUGAAGAAGCUGGAGACACUGAGACAGGGUGCGGUGAAUGUGACGCGGGACUUUGAGGGCUGCAGCAUUUUGAGGAAGUACUUUGGGCAGCUGCACUACCUUCAGAGCCGUGUGCCUCUGGGGCCUGGGCAGGAAGCAGCAGUACCCAUCUCAUGGACAGAAAUAUUUUCUGGAAAAACAGUCACUCAUGAUGACAUCAGCUAUGAGCAAGCCUGCAUCCUCUACAACCUGGGUGCUCUCCACUCCAUGUUGGGAGCCAUGGAUAACAGGGUGUCUGAAGAGGGGAUGAAGGUGUCAUGUACACACUUCCAGUGCUCCGCGGGGGCCUUCUCCUACCUGAGGGACCACUUCAGCCACAACUUCAGCGUGGACAUGAGUCACCAGAUCCUUAACCUCAACAUCAACCUCAUGCUGGGUCAGGCUCAGGAGUGUCUUCUGGAGAAGUCCAUGCUGGACAACAGGAAGAGUUUCCUUGUAGCCCGCAUCAGUGCUCAGGUGGUGGACUACUAUAAGGAGGCGUGCAGGGCUCUGGAGAACUCUGACACAGCCUCCAUGCUGGGUAAGAUCCAGAAGGACUGGAAGAAACUGGUGCAAAUGAAGAUCUACUACUUUGCUUCCAUCGCCCAUCUGCAUAUGGGGAAGCAGGCAGAGGAGCAACAGAAAUAUGGAGAGCGGCUGGCUUACCUGCAGAGCUCCUUAGACAAACUCAGUGAAGCCAUCAAGUUGGCCAAGGGUCAGCCGGACAGUGUGCAGGAGGCCUUGAAGUUCACCAUGGACGUGAUAGGGGGAAAGUUCAACUCUGCCAAGAAAGACAAUGACUUCAUCUACCAUGAGACUGUGCCCUCGUUGGAGACUCUUGCGUCCGUCAAAGGUGCCCCCCUGGUGAAGGCCUUGCCCGUGAACCCAACUGAUCCCAGUGUCACAGGACCAGACCUGUUUGCCAAGCUGGUGCCCAUGGCUGCCCACGAGGCCUCCUCUCUCUACAGUGAAGAGAAGGCAAAGUUGCUACGGGACAUCAUGGCCAAGAUAGACAGCAGGAAUGAGACUCUAGAGCAGUUUAUGGACUCUCUGGGUCUGGAGCCAGACUCAGUAGAUAACCUGGACAUGUACAGUCACAUCCCCCCUGUACUGAUGGAGAAGUGUGCUGCACUCAGUGUCAGACCAGACACCGUCAAGAGCCUCAUUCAGUCCAUGCAGGUCCUGUCUGGUGUGUUCACGGACGUGGAGGCGUCUCUGAGGGAGAUCCGGGACGUGCUGGAGGAGGACGAGGCCGGGGUGCGGGCGCUGCAAGAGGCGGUGGGAGGAGGCCCCGCGGCGGAGCUGCACACCCAGGCACAUGCCCAGACCCUGGCUGAGAUCCGCAGGGACCUGGAGAAGUACAUGGAGGCCCAUGAGAAGGCCAGCUUCACCAACACAGAGCUGCACAGAGCCAUGAACCUGCACAUCAGUAACCUGAGGCUGCUGGGGGGACCACUGGAUGCCCUGAGAGAUGCCCUGCCAAGGCCCCAACUCAACCAGGAGGAGGUGGCGGGGCUGCAGUGCAUGAAGAGGAUCCUGGGUAAGGUGCAGGAGAUGAGGGACCAGAGGAGCACCCUGGAAAAACAGCUGCGUGACCUCAUCCAGCAGGACGACAUCACUUCCUCCCUUGUCACUACCGAGCGCACUGACAUGAAGAGGUUGUUUGAGGAGCAGUUGAAGAAGUAUGAGCAGGUGAAGGUGUACAUCGACCAGAAUCUGUCUGCCCAGGAGAACAUCCUCAAGGCGCUGACGGAAGCCAACGUGCAAUACGCCUCGGUCCGCAAGGGCCUCGCCGAGACGGAACACAAGUGGAACGGCACGGUGCAGACCCUGGUGGCGUCCUACGAGGCUUACGAGGACCUGAUGAAGAAGUCCCAGGAGGGGAAGGACUUCUACGAGGACCUGGAGACCAAGUCCUCCCGCCUGCUGGAGAGAGCUAAGACUCUGUGUCAGGGCAGGGAGGAGGAGAGGAAGGCCGUGCUGGACAGGGAGACCCAGAAGAAUCCCCCUUCUCGGCCCACUGCAGCCAAACCGUCCCUGGGGUCCAAGGGGGGCUCAGACGUGGACUCUGCCUGUUCUAGUCUGGAGGAUGCUGAGCUAGCCCAGAUCAACGCUGCUAUACUGAGCCUGGGAGGAGACCUGCCUGACGAGCUCCGUAGUCUACCCCCCGACCACCCCUCCCUGCACUCUGCCCUUCGCCCGGGACCUGAGGCUUUCCUUCCUGGUGCCAAUCUGGGUGGCAAUGCUUCGUUACCCUGGCCAGGGGCACCUGGGACACCGCUCUAUACCCCUCAGUUCCCCCCAAACCUUCGCCCGCACCAUUUCCCUGGCUCACUCCCCGCCCAGGGUUUCCCCCGCGGACCCUUCACUCAGCUACCCCCCCAGCAGACCCCUGUUUCUGGCUAUGGCCUUCCCCAGCCGCAAGCCCCCCAAACUGGGGGAGUCGGGCCUGCCCGUGCCCCUUUCCGUCCCUCCACUACUACAGUAGAUAGUAUCCAGACCCCCAUCCCCAGUUAUAACUCAGCCCCACGCCACCCUGUACCACCUACUGUCUCUGCAGGCUACGCUGUUCCCCCACAGAUGGGUGUGUACCCACAGUACAUGACCCAGCCUGGGGUGCCCAUGCAAGCGCCCAGCCAGGUGCCACACCAACAUCCACAGCAGCAGUACCAACACCCUCCUGGGCAGCUGCCCCCAGGCUACCAGUCUGCCCCCAGGGCUAUGCCCGGGCCCCGACCCCCUCCCCAGGCCCAGCAGGGUUACCCACAGUACAUGCCCCCCAGCACCAGCCCCGGCCGCCCAUGCCCCCCGUAUCAGCAGCCAUAUCCUGGUCAGCCCCAGCCACAACCCCAGCAUGGCUACCAGCCCCAGUUACCACAGGGCUAUCAGCCUCAACACCCUCAGCAGGGCUACCUGCCACAACAGCCCUCACACAUGAUCCCAAAGGGCCCUCACACACAGAUGCCACCCACUUCCCAGCCCAUGCCCCCUGUCUCCCAACCAUACAUGCAACCUGCCAACCAACAGAUGCCCCCACACCCUCAUCAGCAGAUGCUACCUUCCCAACAACAACAAUUGCAUCCCAACGCCCAGCAAAUGCAUCCUCAUCCACAAAUGCACCCUGGCCCUCACCAGCAGAUGCCCCCUGCUUCCCAGCCCCAUCAUGUCCACCUCCCUCAGGCUUACCUGCCCAGGGGCCCCCUCCCACCUCAGGGGCCCCAGAUGCCCCACCCUGGUCAACCCCCCCAACAUGUCUACCAGCCCCAGUUACCACAGGGCUACCAGCCUCCUAUAAUGCCUCAUUCAGCCCCCCAACAGUCCCAGGCUCCCCAGCCUGUAGCCCCCAUGACCCCCACCAUGUACCCCACUCCUCCAGGUGUGAACGGCUCUCCCGGAGCCCCACCACAGCCCACCUCUAUGGGACAACCUCGGCCCCCUCCCCAGCACAUGAUUCCACCAACUGCUGGAGCUCCUCCAGUGGCCCUCCCACCUAACGCCAUCCUUCCCUCGCCCUCACCUUCCCCUUCUCCCUCCCCAGGCCCCUCUUCCCUAGGCCUGGCCCCCCAGAGGCCCUCCCCAGCCCCCACCCCUGGCGGUCCACCCUCUCUCCCUUCCUCCUCAUCCCCCUCCACCUCCCUCUUCCCGCGCCAGAACUCCAUCACAGACGACCUGCUCUCCUCCAGCCCAGAGAGCCAGCCCGGUGGCCCCAAGGCCCCCGCCAACGUCCUCCAACCCACCAAGGCUGACCCUCAGGACGGGGAGCGCCGCAAGAAGAGCUCCCAGGGCGUCCGGCUGAUCCAGGGCGACCCGUACCAAGCCCCCGAACGCGUAGCCCGCCUCUGCAGCGAACUCGAACGCUUCCGUUCGGCCGUGGAGUCUCUGGAGCGCCCGUCGGCGGACGAAGGUGGUCUGUCGCCGCUGGAUGCCCGCUGGAAGGAGCUCCAGGAGGGGCAGGAGAGGGACGCCAGGCAGCUGUCCAUCGCCAUCGCUCGCUGUUACACCAUGAAGAACCGCCACCAGGACGUGAUGCCCUACGACUGUAACCGCGUGCUGCUGCGCUCGGGCAAGGACGACUACAUCAACGGCAGCUUUGUGGAGGAGCUGUCGCCCUACUGCCCGCGCCUCAUCGCCACGCAGGCGCCGCUGUCGGGCACGGCCGCCGACUUCUGGCUCAUGGUGUGGGAGCAGAAGGUUUCGCUGGUGGUCAUGCUGGUCUCAGAGCAGGAGUUAGAUAAGGGAAAGGUUUUGCGCUAUUUCCCGACAGAACGCGGCCAGCAGCUUGCUCAGGGACCAAUCACAGUCACCCUGACUACGCAGAAGACCACGCCCACCCACGUGGAGCGAAUGAUUGGCCUGCAAUACCGUGACCAGAGCCUCAAACGCACCGUCAUACACCUGCAGUUCACCUCCUGGCCUGAGCUGGGUCUUCCUGAGAGCAAGAGCAAUCUAAUCUGCUUCAUCCAGGAGGUUCAUGGAUACUACCUGCACCAGAGGCCCUUACACACACCUAUUGUCGUGCACUGCAGCUCUGGCGUGGGGCGUACCGGCGCCCUCUGUCUGCUGUAUGCAGCGGUACAGGAGCUGGAGGCAGGGAACAGCAUCCCUGACCUACCUCUACUGGUCAAGAAGAUGAGGCAGCAGAGGAAGAACAUGUUGCAGGAGAAGCUGCACCUGAAGUUCUGUUACGAGGCGGUGCUGAAACACGCUGAGCAGGUCCUCCAGAGACACGGCUACCUCCCUACCGCCCCCUGCAGCAAGACACCCAGCACUGCUGCCACCAAGCCUUACUCUCGCCAGGAGUCCCAACAGGACAUCGUUCUGGGAGGUGACAUGACCAUCAGCUCCAUUCAGGCCACCAUCGCCAAACUCAGCAUCCGGCCUCCCAGUGCCACUGACCCAGCCAUGGACCCUGUCAUCGAGAUUGGUGCCCCCUCUGGUCUGGAGGACCAACCCUUCAUCCCCGCCACCGACCUGCCCUUGGACAGAGAGCCAGCCGCCGCCCCCGCCCGGGACCCCUCUCCCAGCGAGACCCAACGCUCCUCCCUCAGUCCCCCACGCUCCUCCCCAGAGAAGGUUCAGUCCCCACCACCCAAUGGUGUGGAUGCCACCGCCCCUUCCUCUCCCCCCACAGCCAAUAACCAUGCGGUCCCAGAGGUGACCCCUGAUCCGGCCCCUCCCUCUGGCCCGGCCCCAAACUCCCUGGAGCUGCUGGCCUCUCUGACUCCCGAGGCCUUCUCCAUGGAGGGUGGUGGGUGCAAGGGGAAGUACCGUGUCACUAAGCAGAGCUUCCUGCAGCCUGCCGAGGGCCAGGGUCUCAACCAGGGGCCCCACGAGGAUGGGGGAGACGACCCCCUGAGCUGCCUAGACCCCCUCUGGAGCCUCAACAAGAACUGAAACACAGGAGCCACGAUGCCCUCUUUCUCUCUCCCUUCAUAGCCGUGUCAAACUGACCUGUAGCCUUUAGAACUAGUUCUUCUUGAGUCUCUGAUUCUCAGUUAAUGAACCAACAUGAUUAGAAUGGUGGAAACUCCAAGAAUCACAACUAGAAGUGCUUAGUGGUAGGGGCUAGGGGUUGGUUUGAACCUGGGCCUUUCUGUCGCUUUAGGGACACUGCAGGGGUCAUACAUUCUGCCUCCGAUCACUGGUGGCCUGGCUGUGCUUCUGGGACCAAAUCAUGGUGCACUCGUCUUUUCUUUCCUUCUCUUUGUCCUGUGUUUCUACCUGUACCAGAUGGGUCUGUUCUUCACGCCUUGUUUCAGAGCUGGCCACUACAAUCCCAGCACGCCCUCGUACAGCUGGUCGCUCCAGGCACAGGGUUAGCUUGGGGUCUUCAUGUGGACUAAGAUGAUGGUAGUGACUGAUAUGGUGGCACUAAGGUGACGCAGACAGAGGCCAGAGGGUGGGGGAGGAGCUUGCAGACGAAGGUGUCGUUAUGGUAACCGCAUACAUGAAUCAGCACGUCUUAAGUUUUUUUCUUGUCUUUCAUUAACACUGUAAAUAUAUCUUGAAUAAAUGUAGACUACCCUCAUGUUA